Pneumocystis carinii B80 is the source of this 3317-nucleotide messenger RNA. RefSeq lists its product as hypothetical. Bases 47 to 3271 code for a protein of 1074 amino acids. NCBI's taxonomy places the organism in Eukaryota, Fungi, Ascomycota, Pneumocystomycetes, Pneumocystales, Pneumocystaceae. The record is from RefSeq and is a predicted model, not a curated record. The transcript has 2 exons.
AUUGUUAAUAUUUAUGCUAUAUAUUGGGAUCCAGAAAUAAUACAAGAUGUUUUUUUCCAUAAUUAAUAAAAUUAUAGUUCUAGGAAUAUUGAUUUUAAUUGUUCCUACUUAUGGCAAUCAAAGCACGCAUUUGAAAGCUAGAGAUUCUCAAGUAAGAACAGUAAAUACGCCGUUUAAGGAUUUUGUUGUUAAGGAAGAAAAAAUCCUUGCUUAUAUUUUGAAAGAAGAUUAUAAAGAUGAAAAUAAAUGCAAAUCAAAGCUUAAUGAAUAUUGUAAAGAAUUGAAAGGAAUAGAUAAAGAAUUAAAUAAAGUUCAUAGUAAAGUUAAAGAAAUUUGUGGUGAUAUAGAUAAAAAAUGCAAAGACUUGAAAGAAAAAGUUGAAAAAGAAUUGAAAGUUUUUGAAGAUGAACUUUAUCCAUUGAAACUUGGCGCAUAUGAAGGAAAUUGUGAAAAACAUCAAGAAAAAUGUAUACUUUUAGAAGAGAUAAGUCAUAAUGAUCUUAAGGAGAAGUGUGUCAAGUUAAGGGAAGAAUGUUACAGAUUUAAGCGUGAAAAGGUGGCAGAGGAGCUCCUUUUCAGGGCGCUUGGAAAAGAUAUUAGAAAUGGUAAAGAUGGUCUAGAAGACAAUUUUAAAUGUAAAGAAAAGAUGGAAAAGAUUUGCCCAAUAUUAAGCCGAGAAAGUGACGAGUUGAUGGAUUUUUGUCUUAGACCAACUAACAACUGUGCAUAUCUAAAAAGAAAAAUGGAGGAUAUUUGCGAACUUUUGAAAACAAAAUUGAAUGAGAAUGUAUUAAAGGAAAAGUGCUAUGAAAGACUUGAGAAAUGUCAUUUUUACAAAGCGUGUGAAAAUACAAAGUGUGAAGAGGAUAAGGAGCAAUGUGAGGAAAAAAAUAUUACAUAUAAAGCGCCAGGAUCCGAUUCUAGUCCUGUCGAGCCGGAGCCGUCGUUGUUGACAAGGAUUGGGUUGGAAGAUGUUUAUAAAAGAGCUGAAAAAGAUGGAAUUUUUAUUGGAAGACAAGGAGUGGAUCUACCAAGAAGGUUUGGUGGUGAUUUACUCCAAGAUCUCUUGUUAGUGUUGAGCAGAUAUGAGCGACAGAAGGAACCAAAAAAGAAAUGCGAUGAAGCGUUAAGAAAAUGUAGUGAUUCUAAGUAUUUGGAUACUAGUUUGAAAGAGUUAUGCGAUGAUGGAAAGAAAGAAGAAAAAUGCAAAGAAUUACUAAAUGUAGAAGAAAGAUGUACAAAUCUCAAAUUAAAUCUUUAUCUGAAAGAUUUGUCUACAGGAUAUGAAAAAGCUGAUUCAGAACUUUUAUUCUGGAGACAACUGCCAACCUUAUUUACAAAGGGAGAGUGUGUAGAAUUUGAGUCGGAAUGUUUCUAUUUAAAAAAUGUGUGUAAAGAUAAUAAGAUUGAUAAAGCAUGUCAAAAUGUACGAGUAGCGUGCCAUAAAAUGGGAAAAGAUAGGAUGUUGAAUAUGCUCUUUCGAGAGGGGUUAAAGGGAGAGCUUGAUCAUAUAAGAUAUUAUAACAAUCCUGAAAAAUGUCAAAAAUUUGUGGUAGAAGAGUGCAGAAAACUUGAUAAAAAAUACCUUCCAAAGUGUCUUUAUCCUAAAGAACUAUGUUAUGCGGUUUCAGAUGAUAUUUUUCUUCAAUCAAAAGAGUUAGGUGUGCUUUUGGAUGAUCAGAGAGAUUUUCCAUUAGAAAAGGACUGCAUUAAAUUGAAAGAGGAUUGUGAAGGUAUUUUGAAAGAUUUAGGUUUAAAUAAUGGGAAGUGUGUUACAUUGAAAGAGCGAUGUGAAUAUUUUAAAGUUACAAGAGAACUGAAAUAUGCGUUUUUGAAAGAAAAAAGUGAUGCAUUAGCGGAUAAUGAAAAAUGCAUGAAAGCCUUGAAGGAUAAAUGUGAUAAAUUACCUAAAGUGAUGGGGGGGGGGGGGGGGUUAUAUCAUGUUUCAUGCGCUUUACCAGAAGAAACAUGUAAAUUUAUGGUUUCAGAAGCUAAGAAUCAUUGCAAUAUUUUUAAAAAGAACUUGGAAAAACAUGAAAUUGUGAAUAAAACUAAAGAUUCAAAUGAAACAUUGGUUGGAGAAACCUGCAUGCUAUGGGAUCCAUAUUGUGAUCAACUUAUGGAGAAUUGUCCAGAGACAUUAAAAAAUGAUUCCAGUAGCGCUGAUGGGAAAGGAGUCUGUUUACAACUGAAAGAGAACUGCAAGCCAUUCUGGGAGAAAAAACGAUUGGAAGAUGAACUAGCUUAUCUCUUGAGAGGCAAUUUAGGAGAUGUAAGUAAAUGUAAAGAAACCUUAGGAAAGUAUUGCACCGAAUGGAAAGCAGUAUCAAAUGAAACAUUCAAUGCUUUGCUUGGUAAUUGUAAUGAUACUACCAAGGUAGAUGUCUGCGAAAAAUUAGUUGAAAAAGUACAGAAGAUAUGUUCUACUUUAAAAACCGAUAUGGUGAAACUGGAAGAGUUGGAAAACAAGAAGUAUGAAUACGAAGAGGCGGAACUGGUGGCAAAAGAAUUUACGAAAGCAGCUAAGUUAUUGCUAUCAAAGCCUGGACAAGCCGUAACGCCAAGCGCGCAGAAUAGCAGUGGUUCUCUACCAGCACAGCCACCACCACCACCACAAGAUGAAACAUCAGAUACAUCAAGCGGAACGCCAAACACACAAGGCGAAACGACAAAGAAUGCAAAACUCGGACUCGUUAAAAGAGCGUAUGUAGCUGAAGAGCUUCCAGAAGCAGAGCUAAAAGCAUUUAAUGCAACGAUGAUAGCAUUGGAGUUGUAUUUGGAAUUAAAAGAGGAAUGUGAACCUUUAGAACUAAAUUGCAAUUUUAGAAAGGAUUGUUCGGAUUCUAAAAAAAUAUGCAGAAAAAUAGACACGUUAUGUAAACUGGAACCAUUAGAAAUUACACCUCAUCAUACAGAGAAAAUAACAGUUACGAUAACGGAAACAAAAACCAUUACGAUGACUAUUGCGACGACUACUAUAGUCAAUUCAAUAGGUGGAGAAGUAAUACGACAGUGUACAUUGCUGCGGAUAAUGGAUACAUGGGUGACGAAUACGAUAACGAACACGUCGAUAGUGACGUCAACACUGAUGUCAACAGUCACGUCGACCUCGAUGCGCAGGUGCCAACCUACAGAAUGUAUCAUUGAUUCAAACAAAGAGACAGAUAAAGGAGGACUAGAAGAAGUGAUCCCGGGUGAGGGGAUGAAAAUAAGAGUCCCUGAUAUGAUUAAAAUAAUGUUGUUGGGAGUGAUUGUUAUGGGGAUGAUGUAAAAUGAAUGAAAAAAAUGUUAAUAGAAUGAAAAUGUGCAUAUAUCCA